Molecule: messenger RNA, 366 nt
Organism: Geodia barretti
Lineage: Eukaryota; Metazoa; Porifera; Demospongiae; Tetractinellida; Geodiidae
Source: the annotation of a GenBank genome assembly
AUGAAUCUCAGUCAGGCCGUGAGGAUUGCUGUGCAAGUCAUAGAGAAGCGUUACACCGAACAUCGAAUGAAGGUCAACGGACUCAACAUUCACUACACCGACUGGGGCAAUCCCGAUUCCCCGCACAUGUUCCUGGCCCACGGAGCAGUGGCUAACGCCAUCUACUGGGACUUGGUUGCGCCCGCUUUUCAAGCCGACUACCACAUCGUGGCGGUGACCGCGCGGGGCAGGGCUAAGAGCGACUACUCUCCAACGGGCAGCUACACGACCGAAGAUUACGUGCAAGACUUCCACGAACUCACUAUGGCCCUGGCAUGGAGAAGCUCACUUACGUUGGGCAAUCGAUGGGCGGGAAGAUCGGAAUGA